Rotaria sordida is the source of this 393-nucleotide messenger RNA. NCBI's taxonomy places the organism in Eukaryota, Metazoa, Rotifera, Eurotatoria, Philodinida, Philodinidae. The record is from the annotation of a GenBank genome assembly.
AUGUCAGAACCAUCGUUUUCUAGUGCUCGUCGACAAUCUUUAUUUGCAAAAUAUAGACAUUUUCUAGCAACACCAUUCUUCUUUGGAUUUUCAGCACAUGUACUCUCACCAACAUCGUUUCCUCGCAGGCUUAUCGGCUCUCGGUUUGAUUUACCUUUAACCGAUGCACUCUGGUUUGGAUCUCAUGCUGGUAUUACUAUGUAUUUAUAUACUUCAAAACAUUUACAAAGUACUAAUCCAUUUGAACGUUUAUUAUAUAGUAUUUAUGGUUCAACAAUGUUUAAUUUUGGAAUUGGUUUAUCAAUUAGUGGAGGUUUAUUAUGUAUUGGACAACGAUAUAUUCAUUAUAUUGAUGAAAUUUUUGAUGCAAUACGAUUUCGAACAAUAAAAUGA